This is a messenger RNA of Lycium barbarum (goji berry), 468 nucleotides long. RefSeq lists its product as uncharacterized. Bases 37 to 468 code for a protein of 143 amino acids. NCBI's taxonomy places the organism in Eukaryota, Viridiplantae, Streptophyta, Magnoliopsida, Solanales, Solanaceae. The record is from RefSeq and is a predicted model, not a curated record. The transcript is spliced from 2 exons.
UUGACGCGACAAAUUCAAGGUAAGGUGCCAUGGUGUAUGUUGUUCGCAGAUGACAUAGUCUUGAUUGACGAGACUCGUAGCGGAGUUAACUCUAAGCUAGAGGAUUGGAGACGGACGUUAGAGUCUAAAGGAUUCAAGUUGAGUAGGACCAAGACAGAGUACUUGGAGUGCAGGUUCAGUGUCGUACCUCAGGAGGCCGACGUGGAAGUGAAGCUUGGUACCCAGAAAGUGCCACCAAAACUUAAGGGCAAUUUCUAUAAAGUGGUGGUUAGACCGACUCUAUUGUAUGGGGCAGAGUGUUGGCCAGUCAAGAACUCUCACGUGCAGAAGAUGAAAGUCGCAGAAAUGAGAAUGCUGCAGUGGAUGUGUGAGCACACUAGGAGAGAUAAGAUCAGGAAUGAGGACAUCCGGGACAAGGUGGGAGUGGCAUCGGUGGAGGACAAGAUGCGGGAAGCGAGGCUGAAAUAG